AUGAACGCUUUCCCUCGCCGUUGUCAGCGCGCAACUGUCGCCUUUGAGGAUGAAAACUCAGAUCUCAGACCACCUACAGCAGCAGCGACAACCAAAUAUCGACAAAAUUUAUUCAUAUCUAUCUAUCUAUCUAUCUAUCUAUCUAUCUAUCUAUCUAUCUAUCGUGCCAAUCUCAUACAAAUAUUUAGAAAACACUCGAUCGCAUCACUCGAUGGUGUAAUGAUCUCGCUCUCCCAAUUUUUAUUUAUGUAUCCGUUCACAAUGAGAAUCUAUUCACCCAUUUUCCUUCAUAUAAACACGUCUAUAUUCCGCCUUCUCGUUCUCCCUAUCUCCGCAACUUUUUCUAAUAUUCCUGUCAUUUUUCAUACCGAAGUCAGCCAUUUUGCUCUCGACUCAACCGCCACAUCGUCCAGGCCAAUGUUCAUUCCAUUCUCGACCUUUUUCCCUGCCUCUGCCGACGCCAUUUUAUCGCCCGUUACUGACAUUUUUUCGCUUCGCUUUUCUAAUGUGCCUGUCUCUUUUGUUCUCUCAAUCUCUUUCUUCUUAUUCGUCUCUAUAUUUCACACUUUAACACACUCUUUUUAUUCCUUGUACUUUCUUUCACCUUCAUUUGUUUUUAUUAAUUUCGCCUAUUUGCUUUUCUUUCCUGCAUAUAUAUUUUCGAUAUUGCAUUUUCAUUAUUCCUAUUUUUUUCUUUUGUUAUGUUCCUUUAUUUCUUCUUUCUUACCUUUUAUAUCCUUCUUUCUCUCUCUCUCUCUCUCUCUCUCUCUCUCUCUCUCUCUCCUUAUUUUGCUUUUUCCUUUUUUUUGUCCCUUCUUCUUUUUAUCGUUUUUCGUAUUAAAUGUUUAUUUUCCAUCUCUGCUUUAUCUGAAAUCUUUUUUCUUUCUACUUAUUCAUCGAAGAGUCUUCCUCACUUCUUACUUUUUCGUUUAUUUUUCAUGGUUUUUCCUUUUUCGUUUAGUACGUGUUUUAUAUCACUUUUUCCUUGUUCUUUUACACUACGUCUCUCUGCAAUCUCUGUUUUUCAUUUGUUUUUUCAUAUUCUUUCUUUCACCAUCUUUCACAUACGUCGCUUGUACUUCCCUUAUCAAUAUUUCUUUCUUCUUCCUUUUUCUAUAUUUUAAUCCUACAUCUAAUAUUCUUUUAUUUAUCUAUCUGGAAUAA
Acanthosepion pharaonis is the source of this 1164-nucleotide messenger RNA. Lineage: Eukaryota; Metazoa; Mollusca; Cephalopoda; Sepiida; Sepiidae. The record is from the annotation of a GenBank genome assembly.